AUGGCCGCCAGUGGACCGCCUCCCCCGACCGCAAUCACUGAACGGGUCAUUAUCCCGGUAACAGGUGGCGUUGAGGACUGGAAGGAGUCCUACAAGCAGCUGCUAUUGACUCUCAAAGAGCAACCUGGUUACAUCAGAACAAGAUGGGGACCGCGCAGCGAGGACCCGCAAACUCUGGACUUGAUGAUAGGCUGGGUGUCUCCUGAGGCCAAGAACGCUUUUGUGUCGAGCGAUGCUCACGCCAAGUCCUUGGGUCAAAUGAGCCAUGUCCUCAACGGCAAGCCCUCGAGCUACACUAUCAAGUUCAAGCCCUACGCACCACGCGAGGCCAUCAACUCUCCCAUCGUGGAGAUGGUUACCAUUCGCAACUGCACCGGUAGUGAGGAUGAGCUGAAAGCCUUGAUUGAGAAAGCCUUCACCCUGCCUGGCUCUCGCGGCGGGGCCUCAGGCUUCUCCACGCAAGAGGUUGAAGGCCACGGCAAGAUCUUUGUUGGAGCCAUUGGCUGGGAGAGUCACGAAGCCAGCAAGGCGGCUGACAAGACUUCUUACAUCCCUAGUGGCUUUGGAGAUGUCGAGGUUCACCACGUCAACUACAACUUCCCUAUCAAGGGCUUCUCCGUCACCAACUCAAACUGA
This is a messenger RNA of Diaporthe amygdali, 636 nucleotides long. RefSeq lists its product as uncharacterized. The transcript has 2 exons. NCBI's taxonomy places the organism in Eukaryota, Fungi, Ascomycota, Sordariomycetes, Diaporthales, Diaporthaceae. The record is from RefSeq and is a predicted model, not a curated record. Bases 1 to 636 code for a protein of 211 amino acids.